AAACGCAGUUUCUCGCAUCAGUUCUGCUAUAAUUCACUGGCCAGAGGAAGUCUCCUGCUUACGAUUAGAAAGCCAGGGAAGUCAUAGAGCCAACAGUAAGAAUCUCAGAUACACCAUUAUCUGGGUUUUGGCUUCUCCAUCAAUCUCCUCCUUUCCAUUUGCUUUCUUUAACAAAUUUUCGGCGAGAAAACUUGCAGAAAAUCAUCAGUCCCAGUCCCAAUUUUUUACAAAAAAGUCUGAAGAAUUUCCCUUUCUAAUCCUUAAAUGGUUUUAACUAAUCGUUUCUAAUCACUUUAAUGCUUGUUGGGUCAGCUAUAUGUAUGUAAUUCCCAUUGUAAACUUGGUUUUCUCUAUGCUGGUUGUACGUCCUCCAAGUUGAUGAAAAAAGUUCAACAAGAGGAACGGUUUCUUCUGUAAGUAACUUCCGCUGCUUGCUAAUCAGCGUAUGAUGAUAUUUAAGGCGUUUCUCCAGUUGGGUAAUUUUGAUGACAGACUAAUUUUUUCUUCAAGGUCUUUUGAUCUGGUUCGAAGAUUCUCACUUUGGUCAAUGAAGAAAGACCCAGAUCUUGAAACUUCUCUUUCGCGCAACCGGAGAUGGAUAGUGAAUAACCAGCUCAAGAACAUUAUACUGAGAUGCCCAAAUCAGGUGGCGCCAGUUAAAUAUCUCCAGAAGAAGUUUAAGACUCUUGAUCUUCAGGGAAAGGCUCUCAAUUGGCUUAAAAAAUACCCUUGUUGCUUUGAAGUUUAUCUCGAGAACGAUGAGCAUUAUUGUAGAUUAACAAAACGGAUGAUGAAUUUGAUUGAAGAGGAAGAGGCUGUGAAAGAUUCUCAGGAGCCAGUUCUUGCGGAGAGAUUGGCUAAGUUGUUGAUGAUGAGUGUGAAUAGGAGGCUUAAUGUUGUGAAACUCAAUGAGCUGAAACGUAGUUUUGGGUUUCCUGAUGAUUAUGUGAUCAGAAUUAUACCCAAGUACCCAGAUAGAUUUCGAGUUGUGAAUUAUAGUGGGAGGAAAAGUUCAAUGGAGAUUGAGCUUGUGUCAUGGGACAAUGAAUUAGCAGUUUCUGCAGUUGAAGGCUCUGCAAUGAUGCAGGGUUCUAGGCCUAGUUUCUCGUGUUCUUUGCCUUCGACAUGGGUGAAAUCAUGGGAGAGAUUUAAGGAGUUCAAUGCUAUUCCUUAUAUUUCACCUUACAUUAAUCCUAAAGAUUUUGUAGAGGGGUCAAAUGAGAUGGAGAAGAGAACAGUUGGCUUGGUCCAUGAAUUGUUGUCAUUGACACUAUGGAAAAAAUUGUCAAUUGUGAAGCUAGGCCAUUUUAAAAGAGAGUUUUGUUUACCAGAGAAAUUGAAUGCUUUGCUGCUCAGGCACCCUGGCAUAUUCUAUGUUUCAAAUAAAUAUCAAAUUUAUACUGUUCUCCUUCGAGAGGAUUACAGUGGGUCAGAAUUAAUUAAUAAGGAUCCUCUAGUGGCUGUGAAGGACAAAUUUGGGGAGUUAAUGCAGGAGGGUCUUUAUGAAUACAACCGAAGGCGAUACUUGGUGAAUAUAGAAAAGAAGAAAAAGAAGAAAGGUGUGGAUUUCAUGAGGUUGGAGAAAAAAAGGAAAAAUGUAAAUUCUGAAAAUUCAGACCAAGAUAAUACUGGGGAUAAACUAGGUGGUUUGUUUGAUUCAGAAGAAAGGAAAAGGUUUUAUAAGGUUCUUUUUGAUGAUGAUUCCCGGUGAGAUUGAGCUCAGGAAAAAGCAGGCACGUUUCCUUUGGUAAUCCUCGAUCCCAAUGGCACAUGAGGAACUGGUUGAUCAAAAGAAGUAUCUUGAGGAGUCUUGCAAAAACAAGUGUGUGAAGCCUUUAAUUCAGUAUGAGGUUUGUGUUAAGAGGAUUGAAGGUGAUGAUGGUGGCAAGCAUUGUACGGGGCAAUACUUUGAUUACUUCUCUUGUGUUGAUAAAUGCGUUGCUCCAAAAUUGUUUGCAAAACUGAAGUAACUCUGGAGAGUUGCUAAUGUAACUUUCUUGUUUAGGUUCCUCUCUUCAGUAUCAGCAUAAGGCCAAGUGAUCCUUAGGCCAGUUUUGCAAUCAGAACCAUUCGAUAUUGUUCUCACGUGCCGCCUUAUUUGGAUACAGUUCAUAAAGAAUACACUUGUCUUCAACUCUUUUCCCAAUUUCCA
Molecule: messenger RNA, 2152 nt
Organism: Carica papaya (papaya)
Lineage: Eukaryota; Viridiplantae; Streptophyta; Magnoliopsida; Brassicales; Caricaceae
Source: RefSeq, a predicted model, not a curated record